AUGGCCACUUUUAAUGAAAAGAAGACAUGCAGUCAGCGCAUGGAGAACUUUGGACGUUUUGUAUGGAAUUCUGACACGGGGGAGCUGAUGGGAAGAACUUUAAUCAAGUGGGUAUACAUCAGUCUAUACUAUGUGGCUUUCUAUGUGAUGAUAAUUGGAAUCUUUGCACUCUCCAUAUACUCCCUGAUGAAAACUCUCAGUCCAUAUGAGCCAGACUAUCAGGAUCGACUGAAAUCACCAGGUGUGACAAUGAGGCCGAAUAUAUACAAUGAAGAUGACAUUGAAAUAUGUUUUAACGUGUCUAGUGAAACUUCAUAUAAUAGCUCUGUAAAUGUCAUUUACAAUUUUCUAUCAGUGUAUUCCACAACAAAGCAAGAAGAGAUGAUGAACAAAAACUGCACAAAUGUCAUGGAUGUAAAUUCAUUGCUGUCGGGUUCUGGCCGCAAUAAAUUUGCCUGUCAGUUUACAACUAACAUGCUUGGAAACUGCUCUGGGAAAGAUGAUCCAACCUUUGGCUUCGCAUCUGGACAGCCCUGCAUUCUUAUUAAAAUGAACAGGAUUAUAAAUUUUAUGCCUGGCAACAAGACAGCGCCCUAUGUAAACUGCACAUCAAAUAGUGAAGACAUGGGACCAUUAGAAUAUUUUCCACCAGGAGGGACAUUCGGCUUACAGUACUUCCCUUACUAUGGGAAAAAAGCUCAGCCAAACUAUACCAAUCCAUUGGUAGCAGUGAAAUUCCUAAAUGUUGUAAAGAACACCGAUAUACCUGUGGUAUGUAAAAUAGUUGGACAUGGAAUUUUCUACAGACAAUCCUCAUGA
This is a messenger RNA of Bombina bombina (fire-bellied toad), 819 nucleotides long. RefSeq names its product ATPase H+/K+ transporting subunit beta (gene ATP4B). The record is from RefSeq and is a predicted model, not a curated record. Gene Ontology annotation, molecular function: ATPase activator activity. Lineage: Eukaryota; Metazoa; Chordata; Amphibia; Anura; Bombinatoridae. Gene Ontology annotation, biological process: intracellular sodium ion homeostasis; potassium ion import across plasma membrane; intracellular potassium ion homeostasis. Gene Ontology annotation, cellular component: sodium:potassium-exchanging ATPase complex. Bases 1 to 819 code for a protein of 272 amino acids. The transcript is spliced from 7 exons.